Messenger RNA from Anoplopoma fimbria (sablefish), 1577 nucleotides. RefSeq names its product calcium/calmodulin-dependent protein kinase type IV. Gene Ontology annotation, biological process: protein phosphorylation. NCBI's taxonomy places the organism in Eukaryota, Metazoa, Chordata, Actinopteri, Perciformes, Anoplopomatidae. The record is from RefSeq and is a predicted model, not a curated record. Gene Ontology annotation, molecular function: ATP binding; calmodulin binding; calcium/calmodulin-dependent protein kinase activity. The transcript is spliced from 12 exons. Bases 27 to 1466 code for a protein of 479 amino acids.
GGUCCUGACCCGGUCCUGCUGCUGCCAUGCCGACGUCCCGGCCUGGUUCUGCUCCGGUGGAGUUCUGGGUGGACGGGUCGCGGCGGGACGGGUUGGUGGAGGAGGUCUACACGCUGAGCUCCGAGCUGGGCAGAGGAGCGACGUCCGUCGUGUAUCGCUGUGAGGAGAAGCAGACUCAGAAACCCUACGCUCUCAAAGUACUCAAGAAAACGAUCGACAAGAAAAUAGUUCGCACAGAGAUCGGCGUCCUGCUGCGUCUUUCCCACCCAAACAUCAUCCAGCUGAAGGAGAUCUUUGAGACGGACACGGACAUCGCUCUGGUUCUGGAGCUGGUGACGGGAGGAGAGCUGUUCGACAGGAUCGUGGAGCGAGGUUAUUACAGCGAGAGAGACGCCGCUCACGUCAUCAAACAGAUCCUGGAGGCUGUGGCGUAUCUCCAUGAGAACGGAGUCGUGCAUCGAGACCUCAAACCGGAGAACCUCCUGUACGCCGACCUCUCAUUGGACGCUCCGCUGAAGAUCGCCGACUUCGGUUUGUCCAAAAUCAUCGAUGACCAGGUGACCAUGAAGACCGUCUGUGGCACGCCGGGCUACUGUGCUCCAGAGAUCCUGAGAGGAAACGCUUACGGCCCUGAGGUGGACAUGUGGUCGGUGGGCGUCAUCCUCUACAUCCUACUCUGUGGGUUCGAGCCCUUCUUCGAUCCGAGGGGGGACCAGUACAUGUACAGCAGAAUCCUCAACUGCGACUACGAGUUCGUGUCUCCGUGGUGGGACGACGUGUCCCUCAACGCCAAGGACCUGGUCAGUAAGCUGAUCGUCCUCGACCCUCACAAGCGCCUCAGUGUCCGGGAGGCCUUGCAGCACCCAUGGGUUCUGGGCAAAGCCGCCCGCUUCUCCCACAUGGACACGGCCCAGAGGAAGCUACAGGAGUUCAAUGCUCGCCGCAAACUGAAGGCUGCCAUGAAGGCCGUCGUGGCCACCAGUCGGAUGCACGAGGGUUCGCGGCGUCGCACCGACAGCUGUGAGAUUCCAGGCUCGGGGACUUCCAGGCAGAGCAGCAUGCAGCAGGACCCGCCUCCUGAGUCCACAAGCCCCACCCCUGCAGACAAAGAAGCCCCACCCCCAGAUCAGCAGUCGCCGCACGAAGACGAAUCAAAGCCUGCCGCCCAAAGUGCCCCCAGCCCCUCCCCUCCACGCAGCCCCAAACCACCCAGCUCUGAUGUCACGCCCGUAGGCUCCGCCCCCACCAGACCGCCACUGCGGGCCGACGGGCUACGACAGGCAUCCGUCAUCCCCAAAACCAUUCCGGUGAAGCCACGACUGCCACAGAAGAGCUGCUCUGUGGUAGAGCCCACCUCGAGGGUCGAGGUCCCGCCCACACUGACCACGCCUCCCAGCCCCAGCAGCCUCAGCAACGGCUUCAUGCCGGGGGCGGAGCCUGCCAGCAAGACCGCCCACUGCCAGUGAUUAGCUGAACAGAGACACGAAAUAAUAUUCAGCCUUCCACCUUACAAAACGUCUAAAAUCAUUUAAUGGGACCAAAAUAACCGAAAGUAUCUGUAUCACCUAACAUUUAAC